Truncatella angustata is the source of this 1389-nucleotide messenger RNA. RefSeq names its product O-methyltransferase-domain-containing protein. The transcript has 2 exons. The record is from RefSeq and is a predicted model, not a curated record. Bases 26 to 1309 code for a protein of 427 amino acids. Lineage: Eukaryota; Fungi; Ascomycota; Sordariomycetes; Amphisphaeriales; Sporocadaceae. Gene Ontology annotation, molecular function: O-methyltransferase activity.
GCCACCAUUCACAAUUUUGAACUUAAUGGCGCAGGGAACAGGCGCCGAGUCCUACGGGCGAUCGCAGCAUGAUGCAACUGCCGCUAGCAUCACCGAGGUCCUGCACGAUGUCACGCAGAAUUUGUCUGAUUGCUUGAAGAGGCUUGAACAGCUAGGCCCAGGCUUGGCAGGGUCUAUCCACCACGAACACUAUCUUCCCGACUGGAGCAAUACCAGGCAUGCAGCUCAAGCUGUUGACACAUUGCAUAAAAUCCAGGUGCUUCUCGACCCCCCGGUCUUAGUCCUUGCAGAUCACUUCUUAGGUUAUACAAGAACACAGUGUCUCUGCGCUGCAGUGCAAAGCGGUAUACCAGAUUCCCUGGACAAUAGAACAAUGACGCUCGAUGAAUUGGCUAAAGCGACAAACUCGCGAAGUGAUAGACUCGGCCAGAUCUUGAGGAUUCUAUGUAAUAGUGGCAUAUUCAGUCUAGACGAGGCGUCCGGGCAAUACUCAAACACCCCAGCAUCUUUGUUGCUACGAUCAAAUCACUGGACUCAGUGGCAUAACUGGGUCCAACUGUAUGGAACUCAGUUCUACGAUAUCGCGCGAGGGAUCCAAGCGUCAAUUCGCAAGGGCACAGUGAGAAGCGCGGCUCAGAUCAAUUACGACACCGACGACAACAUGUUCUCCUUUUUCCAUUCCCAAGGCUGGGUGCCUGAACUGCACAGAACCCUGGGUGGAGGCGCCGCCGCGCAGAUGCCCGGAGUACUUGAGGAUUAUCCUUGGGACGAAGUUGCUGAUGGUCUGGUCAUGGACAUUGGUGGCGGCGGAGGAGCGUUUAUCACGGGCUUGCUCAGGAGGUUUCCGACUAUGCAGGGCGGUAUAUUUGACUUGUCCCAUGUGAUUGACCACGUUCGCGGUUUCUUCCAGGCUGAAGGGCAAUAUGCAGACAUUGGCAACCGCGUCCAACAGCAAAAUUUGAUCGCGGGUGACUUUUUCAAGUCUAUUCCACAAUGCAAAGUAUACACUAUGAAGUGGUGUCUUCACGACUGGAGGGAUCCUCAAGUCGUCGAGAUCCUCACCAAGAUCCGGGAGAGCAUCAUCCUUGGUCCACAGAGUAGGCUCAUCGUCUUGGAAUCAAAUUUGUCCAAUGAGCACUCUGAUAGAUUGAGCGUUUAUGGGGAUAUCAACAUGAUGAUGACUGCCAACGGCCAGGAGAGAACAGAGAGACAGUGGAAGGACCUAGCAGAGAGUUCUGGCUGGAAGGUCAUGAAGGUGUGGGAUCUGAGAAGAGCGUGGGUCAAGGCAAUGGACUUCAGACCUCUUUAAAAUGCCUGAAGAUAGAAGGGUUUCAAAUCAAUGCCAGUUAUCCUUUACGUCCAUAGUGGUGCAAUUUCGUAUGAAUACUA